This is a messenger RNA of Poeciliopsis prolifica (blackstripe livebearer), 12987 nucleotides long. RefSeq names its product kinesin family member 26Ba (gene kif26ba). NCBI's taxonomy places the organism in Eukaryota, Metazoa, Chordata, Actinopteri, Cyprinodontiformes, Poeciliidae. The record is from RefSeq and is a predicted model, not a curated record. Gene Ontology annotation, biological process: microtubule-based movement. Gene Ontology annotation, molecular function: microtubule binding; ATP binding; microtubule motor activity. Bases 1034 to 7933 code for a protein of 2299 amino acids. The transcript has 28 exons.
AGCACCGCAGCAGAAGACCUGAUGGACCAGACCAUCUCUAUUGCAUUCUCAUAUUAAACAUCUUGAUUAAAAGUAUUUAAAUAUUUCUUAAACACUUCCCCUCAAUACUGCAUACUAAUACUGCAUCGUUAUUAUUUUCAUUAUUACACACGAUGAUUGCUAAUGAUCUAAAUCUGACAUAUUCUGAUAAAUUAAAGUCCUCCAAAUAGACAAAGGUUUCCCAUAUUUUUCAGGUGUCUAGACAGUAGACACAGAACAUGAAUAUAUUUAGAUAUAGUUAGGGUUUUUUUCUCUCUCUGACGCAUGCAGUCCAGAUGUCACUCAGCUGGAACCUCUGGAUGUGUGAUUGGCCUAAGGUCGAUGAGGGGCAGGUUGGCCCCGCCCUCAUCCAGAUGUGCGUCUCGCUCCAGUGUCCUUAGUCCACUGCUGUCUGCAGCAGAGUGCGGAGCGUCGGGAAGUCAACAGGAGGGUGCGCAUGGGUCCAUUUAAAGUCCCAAAAGCGAGGCGCACGCAGACUCUGGUCGCUGAGGUGUUUUUUUGUUAUUGUUGGUUUUUCAGUCGGAUGCAACCAUUCUAACAUGUGUUGAUCAUGUUCUGUGAUCUUCACGCUGGACUUCACCCUGGAGGAGGUAGAUCUACCUGAGCGGGUUGAGAUGCGGAGCUAAUGGAGACAGGCAGGGCUGAGCGCGGUGCCACUCCAGCGCGCUGAGCAGAGAGCCACAGAGCCUCAUUCAGUGCGCAGCGCAAUCUGCCGCAUGACUUGUGCAUCUUUUCUCUGCGCUGCAACUAUUUCUGGCUCAAUUUUCACCAAAGGAGCUGGAGGAUUUGUUUUCCUGGCAGCUUGAUGGGGCUCGCACCUCUCACCACAUGCGUCUGAGUGCGGCGUGAGGCGCACCUCAAGACCGAGACGAGCGACGUGCAGAGGCGUGCGGUUAAUUGAAAUCGAUCGAGCGGUUUGUUUUUUGAAUGUGAAGCGGCAGAAGAGGUUAUUUCUCCUCUCCUCCUCCUUCUCCCCCUCCUCUAUACCUACAACAUGACUUCACUGUCGGGGACUAGGGAGAGGAGCAGCCGGAGCAGAAAACAUGGGAUGCCUGACUCCUCCCCAACAAAAUCGGCCUCCAUUUUCCCGGACACAUGGUGCCGAAAGGCCUACGAGGAAACCAGUCGCUCCGGCACUCGUCCAGCGCCAGAGGGAGCCGGGUCCAUGCCCAGCUCCACUGGUACCCCUUCCCCAGGCUCGGGGAUCUCAUCACCAGGAUCCUUCUCUGGAUCUCCGGGAACUAUUUCCCCAGGGAUUGGCACUGGAUCACCGGGUUCUCUCGGAGGCUCUCCGGGUUUUGGGACAGGAUCGCCGGCCUCAGGGAGUGGAAGUUCACCUGGAAGUGAAAGGGUGAUUUGGUGUGAGAACUGCAACACGCGUCUGACAGAGCUGAAGCGUCAAGCACUGAAACUGCUCAUCCCAGGCCCGUACUCCAGCAAGGAUCCGUCCUUCUCACUCCUCCUCCACGACAAGCUUCAGGUGCCCAACAGUUCUCGGCGUGCGUGGAACGAGCGCGACAGUCGCUGCGAUGUCUGCGCCACUCACCUCACUCAGCUCAAACAGGAAGCUGUGCGCAUGGUCCUCACCCUGGAUCAGUGGGAUCUGUCUCCCACUUCCUCGCCUCCAGCUCGAUACGGAUCUCAUGGACCUUCAGGACCAGCAGGCGCCUCGGGACCGCCAGGAGUUCCGGUUCUCCCGUCCUCUUCUGUGACGGCUUCAUACACUCCUCACUCAUCUUCGCAGUCUCCUUCUCCGAGCCCCAGUCAGACCCCGACACCAAGCCCGAUCCAUGGACAGUCCACCCCCAGUCAAGGGAGUCCCUCAGGGCCGCAAACGUCCAGCUGUGGUCCCAUAAGUCAACAGCUCCAAGGAUCAGGACACAGACUGGGAUCCAAACCCAGCUCCUUGGGUCUGGGAGCGGGGUUGGACCGAAGGAAUGGCUCCCCCAGCUCUGGGAAAGCGGGUUCCCAGCAGCAACCAGUGAGCGGCGUAAGCAGUCCCAGUAACAACGGUGGGGGAGCGGUUCUGAGCGCAGCAGCUCUGCAGGCCCAUCAGCACCAGAACCGGACCAAUGGAGGAGUCACUCUGUAUCCAUACCAGAUUUCCCAGAUGAUCUCUGACGCUUCGAGAGAAGGAGUGACUGAAGCGGCCCUGAACCGCUACAACUCUCACUCCCCUGCACGCGCAAACUCUCCGUCACACACAAACUCUCCGUCCAACACGCCGGCUGUCACCACCUCAGCACCCACUGCCACUUCUGCAGCCGCCUCCUUCUUCGCCAGAGCUGCUCAAAAGUUGAACUUGACGUCAAAGAAGAAGAAGCAGAAGACCACCGUGGCUGCAGCCCCUCUGACAUCAUCUCCGUCCUCCUCCUGCGACCCUCAUCUAUUCCCGACUAACUUCAGCUCUGCUUUGGUGACGAUGCCUCCACCUGCUCCACCUUGUCUUCUUCGAGCAGCAAACAAGAUCAAAGACACGCCCGGCCUUGGAAAGGUGAAGGUGAUGGUCAGAGUUUCCCCAACGUCUCAGUCUGAUGCUACAGAGUCCAGUUCCUUCUUGAAAGUGGAUCCCAGAAAGAAACAGAUCACCAUCAUGGACCCGUCUGCCAACCAGACACCGAAUGCUGCCUCCCAGAAAAGAGCAGGAGUCAAUCACGCUCCUCCAAAGAUGUUCACCUUCGACGCCGCAUUUCCUCCUGAUGCAUCACAGGCGGAGGUGUGUGCAGGAACGGUGGCUGAGGUCAUCCAGUCGGUGGUGAACGGAGCGGACGGCUGCAUCUUCUGCUUCGGACACUCCAAACUGGGAAAAUCGUACACAAUGAUUGGUCGUGAUGACUCUCUUCAGACCCUGGGAAUAAUCCCCUGUGCCAUCUCCUGGCUGUUUAAACUCAUCAAUGAGAGGAAGGAGAAAACAGGAGCGCGCUUCUCUGUUCGAGUCUCUGCUGUGGAGGUUUGGGGAAAGGAGGAAAACCUGAAGGAUUUGCUGUCUGAAGUGGCUACAGGAAGUCUGCAGGACGGCCAGUCGCCUGGAGUUUAUCUCUGUGAAGAUCCAAUCUGUGGCAUGCAGCUCCAAAACCAAUCGGAGCUCCGUGCUCCGACCCCAGAGAAGGCGGCCUGGUUUCUGGAUGCAGCCAUCGCAGCUCGCCACAGCAGCCAGCGACCCAACACCACAGAGGAAGAACACAGGAACUCCCACAUGCUCUUCACGUUGCAUAUCUACCAGUACCGCAUGGAAAAGACAGGCAAAGGAGGGAUGUCAGGAGGUCGUAGUCGACUCCACCUGCUGGACCUGGGGAGCUGUGAUGCUAAAGCACUGGGAGGAGGCAGCGGCGGCGGGAAAAGCAGAGAAAACUCUUCACCAAGCUCGGCUCCUCUGUGCCUUUCUCUGUCCGCCCUCGGGAACGUGAUUCUGGCCCUGGUCAACGGCAGCAAACACAUUCCCUACAAGGACAGCAAGCUGACCAUGUUGCUAAGGGAGUCGCUAGGCAACAUGAACUGCAGGACCACCAUGAUUGCUCACAUCUCCGCCUCGCCGAGAGAUUUCUCCGAAACCCUCUCCACCAUCCAGAUUGCUUCACGCGUCCUCCGCAUGAAAAAGAAGAAAACUAAAGUGACUGUGCAGUAUACGUCUAGUUCCUCUGGAGGAGAAAGCUCCUGUGAGGAGGGUCGUAUGCGCCGUCCAACCCACCUGCGACCUUUCCAUCAUCGCGGCGACGCCGACUCCGAACUGCCACUGCUGAGGCUGUCCAGCGACCCGGACGAGUACUCCAGCAGCGAGCAGUCCUGCGACACGGUGAUCUACGUGGGCCCAAACGGAGCGGCGGUGUCGGACAGAGAGCUGACGGACAACGAGGGGCCGCCGGAGUUCGUCCCGAUUGUCCCAGCUUUGCUCCGAGGAAAAACACCUGAGCAGCAUCAAAUACAGGGGCAAGGUCCGCCGGCUGGAGUCCAGAACAAGGCUCAGACAGACGAGCAGACCAGUGGCCCAGUGCCGCCGCAGCCCUCCCAAUCACUGCUUGGUCAACCAUUGGCUCCAGUUCCAGAGGAAGGAGCCGAAUGUCUCAAAUGCAACACCUUCGCUGAGCUGCAGGAGAGACUGGACUGCAUUGACGGCAGUGAGGAGGUGGCAAAAUUUCCCUUUGAAGAAAUUCCCGCAAGCAAACCCAGUGCCAAGCAGGAGUCAUGUCCUUCCUCAUCUGCUCCAGGCUCUGCAGAUGGGCUGGAUGCCGAGGCCAAAAUAGCCUCUAAGAGGAGAAGCAAUGACCAGCAGCUUCAAGAGAUCAAGGAGGUGGUGGAGGAGGCAGAGCUCGCUCAAACAAUGAUCCACAGUUUAGCUCAGGCCACUGGAUGCCCCCUGGUUACCAGUUCCAGGAGCAUAACUGGGAGCAGCAGCAUUAUCACCUCCAAUCCCUCACACAAAGCCAAGAACUCUCAGUUACAUGACAGCCAUGAGAAUCUGAAUGCGGUCGGAAAUAUUGAGGGGAAGGCUCGUCCUCUUGGGUCGCCGCGCUUGGGCAUCGCAAGCCUGACAAAAACCUCAGACUACAGGCCUCCAUCUUCCCCAUCACAGCGAUGUAAGGUGUACACUCAGAAGGGUGUGAUGCCAUCAACACCCCCACCAUCCUCACACAGCCUGGCUCAGGACGGCCAGGCCACUGAGGCUUUGACCUCUGAUAACAGUUUGGCUGCAGACAGUGGCCGCUCCUCCACAGAGUCACUGCUGUCCAGGACUUCUCCUGCAGGGAUGAGCCCACAAGUCCGAGAGCCAACCGCAUCCCUCUCUGCCAGCCUGGGCUCAGCUGAGACACUCUGUGACGACGAUGUCCCACCGAUACCUUUGGACGCACACAAAGACACUGCAGCAGCAUCUAUAGGAGGAAGUGGGACUCUUCUCCCUGGGGAGGAUGAUGUAGUUUACACCAUGGCCUGCAGAGAUGAAGAGGACAUUGUCGCUACAGCUCUUGUUGAAGACCAGAGCUUGGUCUGUCGUCCAGUGAGCAUCAUCAGCUUUAACAGCGACUGUGGCUCUGAAGCUGCCCUCGCUUUAGAACCUCAACCCAUUGCCAUUAGCAGUGACGCUGCUUUAGAUGGAACAAUGGAAAGUUACCACCUGUCUUCAGGAAUUGCAGCAAACACAAGCGUUAAGGAUGUGGUGGCAAUGGCAGAGGAAGCGAUGGCAAAGUUGCGGACUGGUGAAACUUUAGCAACAGGAAUGUCAAACUCCGGAUCACCCAUGUCCUCUUGGAUGAGCGAUCUCAGCAUGUGCAGCGAAGCAGAUCAGUCUAUGCACAGCUUCAGCCAGUCUCAGAGACAGCAAGGAGAAGCACUGGCUGAUUCUGAAGUCAGCCAAAGCUUUGAAGUUGAGGUUUUGGAUGGAUGUAGGAGUGGGGGAAGCUCAAGAAGAGGCAGUCUGGAAGGAGAGCUCGAUCUAUCAGAGAAGGCGUCGGAUAAAGGGACUCCAAACAGAGACAGGCAGAGAAAACUGCCACCAUCUAUGGCGAAAACUAACAUUCAGAUUCUGCCUGGGCCUGGAAAUCUUUCCCCUUUCAAGACUACAAUAAGUGUUCACCCUUGCAUGGUUGUCAAACCCAUGAUUAUACAUGAGCCCACAAUCCUCUCUUCCCCAAUAAAGACGGCCUUAAUGAAAGACACAGGGAAAGCUAAAGCUGAAAUUUUAGCCUCCAUCUCCAGUGAGAUAAACUUUGAAGACCCUUGGUUGAAACGUGGAAUGGAGGAAGGAAGGCCUAGAGAACUUAUCUGUGAAGUUAAGCCAGAAAAAAGGGAAGUAGAGCCUUUAAAGAGCCAAGGAAGGGACUUCUGCAAGGACGGUGGGGAUCACAGUAGCUCUGGAUCAGGCGGUGAAGUGGUUUCCUCUCCAGACUCCUUCAAGAGAGUUGUGGAUGGUUGCGAGAUGAUCACUGUUGGUGUCCAAGGUGAAUGUUUGACUGGAAUCUGCAGCCAAGAUAUCCACCGCACAGCGAGUCUUCCCCGCGGCUGGCACCGACUCAACCACCAGGAUGGCUUAGAAAGUGGAACAGAGUACCGCAACCUUGGAGUCACCAAUUCAACACCCUGCAGUCCCCGUGCCACACUUGAACGUUUAGGAUCCAAAGGAAAACAGGGAUUGUUCUCCCACAAGAAGGGAGGAAUUCCACCUCUUCCACCAGUACGAAAGUCCAGCCUUGAUCAGAGAAACAGGGCAGCCAGUCCUCUCCCCCAACCCACUUAUGGAGUGUCAUCACUAAGCAGCUCUACAGACAAUUCAGGGAUCACCAGACAUCGUGGUUCCAGCAUCGACAGUAGUAGACUCUUCAGUGCCAAGUUAGAACAACUGGCCAACCGAACAAACUCUCUUGGCAGAGUUCACAGCUCGCACAGUGGCUCCCACCACUAUGACUGCUUUUCCCUGGAGAGAGGUGAGAGCCUUAUGGGGGCAGGAGGAGUUAGACGGGACUCUACUAUGCCUCGCACUGGUCGCAGCAUCGCCCGGACUGGCUCAGUAUCAUCGCCCACUGGGAACCUCAGCAGCCCCAGUUUCAGUGGAAGCAGUAGUCCAAGCAGUGCGCCACAGUCACCAGCCAAGGGCAGUGGCCAGUCAAAAAUCUCAGCAGUCAGUAAAUUGCUUAUGACCAGCAGUCCUAAAUCUAGGAGUCUCUCUGCAUCUAGCACCAAGACUCUGAGCUUCUCCACCAAGUCAUUAAACCAUACAAGCAGCCGCAGCUCCAGCCUCCCCCCGAACGGAAAGAACUCAGUCCAGGCCCCCGUUCAGCAGCAGCAAGGAUCUGCCCCUGGAUCGUGGUCGACCCAGUCCCUGAGCCGCAGUCGGGGGGGAAGUCUAACAGCCAAACUGCCUCUGCGGGCAGUCAAUAGCAGAAUCUCAGAGCUCCUCCAAGGAAGUGCAGGAUCUCGCUCCAGAGGCCACGUCCAGGGAGGAAGCACAGAUCGAGCCGAGGAAAAAGGACCUGCAGCAGCAGCAAGUGGAGGUGGAGCAAGUGGUGAUAACCUGGGAGAGGAGAGGGCAGCUGUGGUGCAAACACUCCCCUCUCCUUACAGCAAGAUCACAGCCCCAAGGAAACCACACCGCUGCAGCAGCGGCCAUGCAAGUGACAACAGCAGUGUAUUGAGUGGAGAGCUUCCCCCAGCAAUGGGGAAGACUGCCCUGUUUUACCACAGCGGAGGCAGCAGUGGCUACGAGAGCAUGCUAAGAGACAGUAGUGAGAACACAGGAAGCACUUCCUCGGCUCCAGACUCACUCAGCGAGCACAGCUCAGCCACCACCUCGUCCCGACGGAGCUCCAAGAGCAGCAAGAAGAGCAGGACCAACUCAGGCCUCCAGCGGCGACGUCUGAUUCCAGCUCUGACCCUGGACUCCUCGUCUUCGUCACCUUCUCAGCGCUCCUCCAAACAAGCCAUUACGUCCUCCUCAUCCUCCUCCUCCAGUGCAGGAGCAUGCUGGGUGGACGGCCCACUGGGGCCUCCUGCGUCCUCAAACCAUCGCAGUGCAGCUGCAUCCACAGAAACCAUUGAGAUCAAAGUGUACGAGAUUGACGAUGUGGAGCGACUGCAGAAGAGAAGGGACAAAGGAGGGAGCAAGGAGGGUGUGUUUGUCAGCGCCAGGCUGCGUGUGUUGGAGCACCGCCAGCAGCGAAUCAGUGAAGUCAGAGCCAAGUACCAGUGUCUGAAGAAAGAACUGGAGCAAACCAAACAGCACUUGAUGCUGGAGCCACACAAAUGGACAGCUGAGUUCGAACUGCAGCAGCCCUAUAACGUGGACUCAGUGGAGUAUUUGGAGGCACUGGAAACGGUGACCAACAAACUGGAAACCAGAGUUAACUUCUGCAAAGCCCAUCUCAUGAUGAUUACCUGCUUUGAUGUGUCCUCAAGACACCGGUAGACGGAUGAGAGGCGGCCAGAGAGACCACAACGAGAAAACGUUAUUCUAACAGUGGACAAAAGAACGGAGCGACCCGUUAGAUCAGAUGAACAAAUAGAAAGAGCUGCAGUGAAAACGUCAAGCUUUUAGUGUUUGAGUGAAAUACUCAAAGAAGAGAAGGAGAUUGGAUUACAGCAGAUUACUGAAUGAAAAUCAAACGCCACUCACACUAAGCUAGGAAUGUACCGAGAAAAAGAAAACCGGACAACAAAAUGCCACUUUUGAAAAAACAACAACAAAGAAAAGGUGGAAGAAAUCAGACCUGUAGUUUAUUUUCAUUUUUUAUAAAUAAAAAUAAACUACACUUAUGACGAAUGUAAUUCACAGGUACAUUACUGAACCUGCAAUGAGGUUUAAUGACAGAAAGAUGCUGAAUUGUAUUCCUGAGAGAAAGAGGAAAUGAUUAAGAUAAGUGCCUUCAGAACAUUUCUAACACCACCAAGACCAAUUCUUUCUGAUUUUUUUGUGUACAUGCUGUUGGUAUGGUGCUAGUGUAGAAAAAAAUUGUAUGUCCUCGGAAAUGUUCAUUUUGCAAUUUCCCAGUGUGAUGUUUUUCUGUGGGUUGGUGUUUCCCAGUUCGAUUUUUAAAAAAAUGUUUUAGUGUAUUACCAUUGGUUUGUCAAUGUGAGAAACUACAGCUCUGGAAAAAAUUAGUGAUCAGUUUCUCUUAAUUUUACUUUUUACAAGUAAAUGUUGGAGUAAAAUGAGCAUUGUUCUUUUAUUCUAUGAACUAUUGACAACAUGUCUCCAAAAUUCCAAGCAAAAAUUUUGUAUUAGCAAAAAAUGAGAAAUGGUCAAAAUAACAAAGACGCAGUGCUUUCAGACCUCAAAUAAUGCAGAGAAAACUAGUUCAUAUUCAUCUAGAAACAACAAUACUAAUGUUUUAACUCUGGAAGAGUUCAGAGAUCAAUGUUUGGUAGAAUAACCAGGAGGUUUUCAAUGGGGUUUAGUCAAAUUUCUUUCCAGAGCUGUACAUGACCGAAGCAAACUCUGGUACGAGACGUGGGGAUUUCAGAUUCAGCGUGUAAGGGCGCAGAGGAAAAGAGAAUCUAAUUUACGGAGCAGUCUCUGCCUGGACCUCUCUCUCAAAUGACGCACGUCUGCGUUUCGAUCAGCAGGACUCAGGAGGAUUCCUGCGGCUCAGGUCCCCUGGUACAGAUGUGAUCGCUUUUCCAUGUUCACAGAGGAAAGAAGUGUCAGAGUCGGAGGUGGAGCGGAGGUGAAAAGAUCCGUCUCUGAUCCACUUUUAAAUGCAUCCAUAGACUGACUGGCUGCUGAGUGACUGGCCGUUAUUUGUAUCCGUGUUGUUCUGCUCUACUCUAAAAGAAACUGAAUGAUUUGUAAAUGUGUGUGUUUUCUAAUAAGACUUCUUUUUUAUUUGGGAACAAUGGGACCAUGUAGAGGCUAUGUGUGACGACAAAUAAAUACUUAAAAAGAACUAUGACAGAAAAAGAUAUAAUAGUACAGAGUAUGGUAUUGAAAUUGAAUUAUAAAUUUCUCAGUAAAGGAAUUAAAGUAAGAUUACAUUGUGUUGAAACACUAAAAUAAAUAAAUCUCACUUAUGAAAGUCAUAGCUCUCUGCCUGGUUCCAUUUACAUUGAAUGGAUAGAAACGCUAAAGAUUUGUUAAUGUUAUUAUCUAUGGUGCUUGAGAUGUUUAUGAUCUAAAUGUUUGUAAAAAAUAUAAAUAGAUGAAAGAGCCUGUCUCCCUCUACAGAAAUGUCGUCUUCAUGUAUCUCUUCUCCAUCACAGGAAUCACCGCUGUUAUCCAAUAACUCCAGUUUACCUUUGCUGCACAUCGUGUUUUCUCAAAAACGUUGCAUUAUGGGAUUCAUUUUUUCAAAGCUUUGCUUGAUUUUUCUGUUUUUAUCAAAUUUACCAAAAGAAACACAGUUGAAAUCUAAUUUUUACAUAGACUGUAUAAAAAGACAACUUUUUUCCUAAAUUAAACCACUUUCCUUAAAAAAAGAAAAUGCCAGAAUAACGGGAGAAAGAAUAGUUUAGAGAACCUUUACUACUAUUUCUAAAAUCAGAAGUUUAUAUACACUGUAGUUUAAAAAGUUUCUGUUUAAUUUAUGUUGAUUACAAAUUAGCCUUUUGAUGCAUUAAUGCAGCACCUCAAAUAUACUACUUCAUUGUGUAAGAUUGUGGGGAAAUUCAAAAGAAAUUGGUCAAAACACUCAGGAACAGAAUUAUAAUGCUCCACAAGUCGUCUGGUUUAUCCUUUGAUACCAUUUCUAAUUGGCGGUAUUAACACUGUAAGAAUCUUCCUGUUGGAGGUUUUGUGUCCCAGAGAUGGUCAUGAUAUAUUAUGAAAUAUACAGCUCUGGAAAAUAUUAACAUGACCAGUUUCUCUGGUUUUGCUUUUAUAGGUAUAUGUUUGAGAAAAAUGAACAUUGUUCUAUGAACUACUGACAACAUGUCUGUGGGCUCAUUCUUAUGCUUUUCCAGAGCUGUAUGUGCAACAAGUCUACAACAGGGAUGAUAAAAUAGAUGGGAUCAUGAGGAAAUAAUAUGAGAAGAAAAUAUUGAAGAAAUAUCUCAACACAUCUGUUUUGGAAUUGGAGAUUGGAUAAAAAUGGUCUUAAAAAUUAUCUUUAAUCCCAGAUAUAUCAUCAAAUUAGUUACAAAGUGCCUUAAGAACAAAAUUUGUGUUUUUGAAGUGGCAUUCAUGUCAACUUCUGACUGAAGUAAUAAAAAAAAAUAUUUCUGGCAUUUACCACAUAAAAAUACUUUAACAGGAAGGGAUUUAGUCUGCGCUAAUGUCAAUGAGGAAAAACAUGGAUGCGUUUUUUAUACAUUGUAUGUAUUUAUGUAGUUCAGCUGCAUUUUGUCGAGUCUGUAAUUUUGGUCAGUGUGGCUGUUUAAAUGAGAUAGAGCCAUUGAUGUUUAUAAAAAGCCAUGAUUUGAUAUAACUUAGGCAACAAGAAGAUUUUAAUGACUCUGUUGAGUCAAUUGUUUGGGGGAUUUAAGAUGACGCCAUUUAUUUUUUUUUUCCAAAGUAAUCCAGCCCACCUGUCAUGAAUGAAAGUUUAUUUAUUUUAAGCUCAAAUUGAAAAUACCCUAAUUAAGCUUCUUAUUUAUUUACACCCUCUGAUCUUGGAGUUUCUAUGCAUUUAACAGCAAAUAUCUGUACAUACUUUGAUCCGUCCAUGCCACAUAUAAAUAUAUAUGCUGUGUACACAUGCCAUAUAUGCAGUCACUUUUUAUUUUACAUCUUCUUUUGUUGCUGCUGGUUUAGUUUUCUACAUUUGUUUUUCUUUGGGGAAUUUGAUUUUGGGUUUGGGUUUUUAUUAAAGCACCAAUCCUCUGAUUAUCAAAUAGAUUAUUAUCCAUCUAUAACUAAAAACAAAGUACAAAAAUGUUGCUGCUGUAAAUCAAGGCAACAUAAAAAUAAUAAAGGCAUAAACUAUUUCCAGCUUUCUUUCCAGAGUUUUAAUACAUUUCUUCUGUUUAAAAAUACCAGUUUGUUGUUCUGUAUUUGCAUAUAUGUAAAUAUUUUAAAGAUAAACUGUUUUCCAUAACUAAUGUUGUUGAUGGCAGAGUUAUUGCUGAAGAGGUUUAUUGAAUAUGCAACAAAAAAAAUCUAAAACCAAGAAACUCAGUAAAUAUAAGGCUCACAUGAACAAAAGUAGACAGUGUUUUAGAGAUUAAACUUAUGCUUCCAGUAAAAUCACUAAAAAGAUCACAAAUGAUCACAACUUUUAAAGAUAAUUUUAAAUUUCUACGUUUCUUUAAUGUGGCAGUAGAAAGCAUAUCUGUGGUGUGCUAACAGUGUUAGCAAUGCUUACAAAAAGCUAACAGUAGCUAACUUUGUAAAAUUAAUUUUAAUUGUAAAUCAAGCUUACAAAUACAUAAAUUACCAAAAGUUUGGAAAAAGAUUAAGUUUCAAAGUUAGGCUUUGCAUCAAAAUAGAUAUGAUUGUCCUUCUAUUUUUACAGAAAUUAUCAGAUAAUUUGCUUUUUUCUGCAUUGGGUUUAGCUUUAUCCAAAGCAACUGGCUCUUCUUGAUUAACUGUAUUACAUGGUAUUUGUGAUUUUUUUGUUCUUUUAUUUUUGUACAUACAGUAAGUUGUGUUAAAAUCUUUUGAACCCACAAAUCCUAAGCUCUUUAUUCUUUUUUUUAAACAAAAAGAUGCUGCGUCCAUCUUUUUGUCCUUUUCUGUAGGCUACAUUGUCUUAUGCUUCGAAAACUGAACACAUUUUUGUUAAAUCUCUUGAAUGAAAGCUGGAAGUGUAAACUUUUAUUCAAUCUUGAAUACUUUAUCUCAGAUCCAAUGUUAAUAAUAAAGUCCAAAUACAGGAGAAGUUAACUGCAAAUGAGCACAAAAAGAACAAGAAUAUCAGGUAAUAAAAGAUUAGAAUUUUUCAAAUGACAAUUUGUGGAAACAGAAAUACCCAAAUUUUGAUUAUCAAUAGCUUACUGUAAUUAGUAGAAGGUAACUACAAUCCUUUACAUGUUUCCAGUGUUGAGAUGAUAAGUGGGAGGUUUCCCCUGAGUUGCUGUCAAAUCUAUCUCCUUUGGGUAGUGGUUUAUAAUUCAAGCAAUAACUUAAUAUCAGCAGAGAGUUUGGUGUUAACGCUAAAGUGAGUCUAUGUGAAAUAUGUGGCGUAAUUAAACCAAAUUAUUACUUGUUUAUCUGAAGCCUUUGCUAAUUAUAAUGUGUUAUAAGAAAAUCUGGCACAUCUUAAAUUGUUACAGAAAAAUGUGAUGUGUCGAGAGAAAAUAAAAACACUUAUGAAGACGUAAUAAUUUCUAUUUAAAUAAGUGUUUGAAAAGUUCCUGUACAAAAAUAUCCUUAAUAACGUCAAUAAAUGUCUAACAAAACACCAACAAAGGGUGAAAUGAGAUAAAAUGCAGUGAAAAUACUCUGGUUGUAUCUAUGCUUUCUCCAUAAUUCAAGAUUGUAUGGCCCACUGUAGAUCUCCUGCUUCAGUAAAUAAGGUCUGACUCUUUUGAUGGAAAAUAAGACAGAUGUAAAUAAGGUAAAUAAAGGAAUGUAUGGAAAGAAUUUCA